Messenger RNA from Hippoglossus stenolepis (Pacific halibut), 2464 nucleotides. RefSeq names its product sterile alpha motif domain-containing protein 9-like. Gene Ontology annotation, cellular component: cytoplasm. NCBI's taxonomy places the organism in Eukaryota, Metazoa, Chordata, Actinopteri, Pleuronectiformes, Pleuronectidae. The record is from RefSeq and is a predicted model, not a curated record. The transcript has a single exon. Bases 220 to 1656 code for a protein of 478 amino acids.
AAAGGAAGAAUAUCAGUCGUUCUUGAGAGCACUUUUCAUAAGGAGAUCCAGAAUAAGCAAAGGAGAUAAAUGUGACAGUUUUUCUCUCCUCUGAUUGAGCAUGUGUGUCAAAACGAAAAGCCAGGCAAAGCAAUUGAGUUACUCGAGGAAGCUUUCAAGCGUUUCCAUGAUGAUCCAUUCUUUGCACAACAACUUGCUCGUCUUCAUUAUAAAUAUGAAAUGUUCGAAGAGGCAGAACACUGGGCAGAGACGGCAGCAAGACAGCUGCCAAACAACUCAUACAUACUGGACACAAAAGGACAGGUGUACAAAAAAUGGUUCCAAGCCAAAUGCAAAGUCAUUGACAAUGACUCCAAACCAAACACUGCCAAAAAUACAGCAGAUGCUGUGAAGACUGCACUGAAAGCCAUGCAGUGUUUUCAAGAUUGUGAGAGAGCAGCUACAGCAGAUACGGAAAACAUAAACAAUUCUGGAUAUUUUGCUGAAGUUGAAGUUGGAUGCAACCUGCUCAAACUGAUAUUUUCAUUGCAGCUUUUCGCAAAUGGAGCCAGAGGCCAUGGAGAAUGUCUGAAGUACUUGUUCACUGAUUACAUUCCAGAGGUACUUAAAGAUGACUGGGAACCAUUCCAUGAUCGUUUGAAAAAGCUUUACAAGACAGUGGAAGAUGCCUUGGAGUGGAUUUCAGGAGACCUCAGUUACUUCCAGACAGACGCUGGUGUAGAUGAAGAUGAGAUUCAUUUAGGUCCUGAGGCGAAGAUAAACAAUCCACUGAAAUGGUUGGCAAAUAUAUCCUCUGUGUUUGGAAGGUACUUCAGUGAUGCUUCUUCUGCUGCAUUUCUGCAAACUGGCCAGUCAACUGCAACCAAUCUAACUCCUAUACAAAAACGCAUGGUCAUCUAUCGUCUUGGUGGGGGUAACGUCACAUCCAUCCUCUCUAAGCUACGUGAAGAGAAGGGUGCAGUAGAUACUCUAAACAAAAUCCUUUCUCUCUACCCCAGCAAUCCACUGAAAUCAAAGUUUGACCAGCGUGAUAUUGUGAAUUACACACUGGCCAGCAUUACUCUGAACUGCUUGUCACCGAUGGCUCCAAAAGGUCCUCCUCUCAAAGUCCUUCAGGACCUUUGUCGUCAGUUCCCAGCUGACAAAAAGAAAUGUCUACCAAGUUCCUUGUUCCUGCUUACCUUACUAUUCUGGCCAGAGGAUAAAGACACAGACCUUGAGAGAGAAAACAAAUAUGAAGUUGUCCAAUCAGCUGUUCAACACAUGGAGAAAGGAUACUGGACCAAGAUGAAGGACAUUCCUCCACGGAAGAGAAGACUUUACACCCAUUUCUUUCUGGGCAGUGGAAAUGGAUUGGAUAAAUUUAUCCACAAGAGAAAGUUUGAAGGACUCGUAAAGGUGACCUCUCUCUCUGAGAAGCGCAUGAAGUGGUUAAGUGGUGAGGUAUGGAAGAAGCCUGAGAUCGCCAAGUUGUUAAAACGUGUUUCUGGAUGGACUGAUGAUGGAGUGGUGUACCUCGAGGGCCCUCAGAAACAGAAGUUCAGGAUAAUGCCGCUUCAUUUACCUUCACUGCCUCAUAGCAAUGAAAACAUCACCUUCUACCUGGGGUUCACCUUCAGAGGUCCUGUUGCCUACAACAUCGUGGUAAAUAAAUAGGAUCGUUGUUCAAAGACAAACUGUCAUUUACCAAAGCAUGGGCUUUGUAGUAAUAGGAGAAAGACAGAGUUUGAUUUGGACUUAAAAACACGCAAGGUUUCCUUUGUCAGUUUGUCAAGCAGGAAAUAAUUUGUAAAACAUGUUGUUUUUUAAGAUAUGAGAUGUUUUGAUACAUUUUGCAUGUUUCCUCUCUUGUACUUGUAUAAACAGUGUAAUAAGUGUAGUCAAAACACAACCACUAUAAGUUUCAUUAAUGUUGUCAUUCUUUGUUUAUACAUAUACAAACAUUUCGGAAAAAAGAACAACAAUUUAAACAAAAUGUGCUAAUUUGUGAUUUUAUAGAAAUGAUGUAUUUUUAAGAUCUGUGUGUAGAACUGCUAUUUUCGAUUGUAUGUGGAUGUACUUCAGAUGGAUGAAGUUCACACCUGUCCACGGUAGCGUACACUCACUCCUUCAUGCUUUCAAAGAUACAAUGUAGAAAGGAAGGGAAGGUAAAUAUAUUUUUCAUGGGAAUUGUAUCAUUAUUUUAGUCAAAGAUGUAUCAAAAGCUUAUGAACAAAACAGUGUUCAUUUCAAUACAAUGUCUGUGCAUAUUGAUUAUGCAAAUGAAAAAUGUUUAAAUAAAUGUCUGUGUAGAUAUUGAAAAGAAUGUUCUUGCGAUGUGUUUGUAUAAAUAUUGAAUAUAUUCUACGCGAGCUAUGGAACCCUACUUGUUCUCAACAUGAAACUGCACAUAAAGCCAGUUGCACUAUCGAUCAUUGUAUCUGUCAUAAGAAAUAAUAAUAAAGUUUAAAAUGGUGUGAAAAUG